This is a messenger RNA of Phragmites australis (common reed), 3752 nucleotides long. Its product is annotated as protein MEI2-like 3. Gene Ontology annotation, molecular function: RNA binding. Lineage: Eukaryota; Viridiplantae; Streptophyta; Magnoliopsida; Poales; Poaceae. The record is from RefSeq and is a predicted model, not a curated record. The coding region runs from base 581 to 3373 and encodes 930 amino acids. The transcript has 15 exons.
UAGCUACCUCUACCUGGAGUAGCAGUAGGAGUUGUCUGCGUUGCGUUGCGUGCGGCGGCGGGGCAGGGCAGGGCAGGGCAAGCCCGUUCCAUCAGUCCAAGGUUUCCUUCGGCUUGCUUGCAGUGCGGGAGAGGGAAAUCUAUUUGUUUUGAUUUGUUAAGUUUGCGGGGAGGGGGGGUUUGUUUUGGAAUCGCGUAGGCGUGGUGCUAAGAUUAUCCUCCCCCGCUUCUCCAUCUCCAUUCUCCAAUCCAUCGCUGCCUUACGCCACAGGGACAAUCCAUCGCUGGGUGGGGUGCGGUGCUGAGCUUUUGCUUUGCUUCGUCUCCGAUGUGAUUGAUCCCUGCGAUAUAAACUGCCCCAUUAAUCAGGGUAGGAGCAAGCGGUCAAGCUAGCUAGCAGCACUUCCCUGCGCAACCAGAGAAAUUAAAGAGACAAGAGAGACAUCGACGCUUCUUUCUACUUCUGCUCCUCCUCCUCCUCCUGGCAGGCAACUAAUGAGAGGGGCCAUAGCCUCCAGGGGUUGAGGUGAAGAAACUACAGAACCAAAAAAAAGUGAGUCAAGACAAAACUUUCUGUACCUAUGGUGAUAGCAUCUGGAGUCAUAGACAGGAGGGCGUUUGGUCCAGUGUCAGAAUCAUCAUCGUCAUUCUUCUCUGAGGAUCUCGUCCCUACUGAGAGACAAGUUGGAUUUUGGAAAUCAGAGUCAAUGGUCGAUCAGAAAGGGAGCAAGUCAGCUUUCACUUCUCCGCUUGAAAAGGUCCAUCCCAUGGGAGUAAAUCCUGCAUGUGGUCUGGAAAAUCCAGGAGCUCAAGCACUCAAGGGUCAAUUGGAUGUACUUAACCUCAGUAAUUUGAUGGGGCAAGAAGAAAAUGCUUCAAGCUUGCCAUCAAUUUCUUGGGGUGAUGCCCUCAGUAGCUCCAGAUCCAGGCUUGGCUUGUCGACAAGAGAGACAGCUUUUGUUGAACUAACUAGUGCUGAUCGACGUGUGCAUGGCUAUGGAAAUAGCCCUUCAUCCAGCUCCUUCUCUGAAGUGUUCAGUAGCAAAUCGAGAUUGAUGGCAAGUGGUGUUCUUGGUCAAUCUGCUGAUGCAAAUAACUCCAGCUGUGAUGGAGAUGAACCUCUAGGGUCCAUGAAAGAAAUUGAAGCUCAGACUAUUGGAGACCUCCUUCCCGAUGACGAUGAUUUAAUAUCAGGCGUUAUAGAUGGUUUUGAAUACACUGGCCUAUCGAACCAGGAUGAUGCUGAUGAAGAUAUAUUCUGCACUGGAGGAGGAAUGGAGUUAGAGAAUGAUGAUUCCAGCAAAGGUGACAAAUAUCAUGAAGGAUCCUUCAAGAGUCAACUUUCUAGGGAACAACAGUCUAUCAAUAAACACCCUUCCAGAGCUCUUAUAAUAAAAAACAUUAAUGCUAGCAUUGAGGAUUCUGAACUGCGGGUUCUGUUUCAGCAAUUUGGGGACGUACAGACACUUUACACCUGCAAGAAUCAUGGAUUUGUUACAGUGUCUUAUUAUGACAUAAGAUCUGCUGAGAACGCGAUGAGAGCACUGCAUAACAAAGCUCUGGGACUGAUGAACCUUGAUGUACAAUCUUCCAUUCCUAAGGAAAAGGUUCCAAACAAAUAUCCCAAUAACGGAAUACUUGUGGUAUCCAUCAUUGACUCUUCCAUCUCUAACGAUGAUCUUCUCCAAAUACUUGGUGUUUAUGGUGAUGUCAAGGAGAUUUUCAGGGCUCCUACAAGCUGCAAUAAGAAAUUUGUAGAGUUCUAUGAUGUUAGAGCAGCAGAAGCAGCAGUGAAUGACCUUAGUAAGGAUGAUAUGUCAUGCCCAAAAAUCAAGGUUGAGCUUAGCCAUUCGGGAGGAGUAAAAUCCUGCUUCACAGAGCAAUGUUCUGGAGAAUGGAAGCAGGACACUGUAUUUCACCAGCUUAAGAACUCUCCGCCUGGGACCAUUGGAAAGUUGGGGCCUAAAAGUUGGGAGCACGGCUCUUAUCAUAAUUUAUAUUAUCCGGCUAGAACACAAUUCAAUAAAUCACUCCAUAGAUUCUCUAUGAAUGGUCCUCAGAAAUUAUCAUCACCUAUCAGAAUCGAGUCUACACGUCAGCACAGUAAUCAAGUGACCUUUGGUGAACCUAGUGGGUCACUUGGUCAAGGAAAAUUUGGAUGUGAACUGCGAGCCUUCCACCCACACUCACUGCCAGAGUGUCAUAGUGAUAUUUGCAAUAGCUCUAAGUUGACAUUAAGUGCCAGGAGUCCCAGCUUCAGACUUACUGAAGGAAUGGAUUAUAAUAAUCAUAAGGUCAGCUCCAGUGACCUUCACGGUCAUUUCUCUGAUGAAAAUGAAGCGUUUGGGGUUACUGGAAUUGGAAGUUGCCCACUUCAUGGACAUAACUACACCUGGAAUAACUUAGAUGGUUUUCCUCAAAGCCCCUCUGCUCCAAUGAUAUGGUCGAACUUUCAGCAACCGAUGCAUAUGCAUGGUUACCCUGUUGUGCCACCUCACAUGUUGAACACUGGUGCUCAUCCUAUGGACCAACAUCACUUUGGUUCAGCUCCAAACAAUGUUGGCAGUUUUGCAAAUGUACACUCCUUUCAUCCAGGAUCUCUUGAGAAUGUAGGGUUUCCUGGUAGCCCUCAACUAUAUCCAUCAGAUCUCUCUGUAUUUGCGCCUACCAGAGGAAAUUACAGGGAGACCAUAUUCUCUCCCGUAAAUGCUGGAUUUCCAUCAUUUCAGCAAAUUUUUCAUGCAACCAACGGAAGGAAUCCUAUGAUCCGUUUUUCCACUUCAUAUGAUGCCACUAAUGAUCAGAUCAGGAGCCGCAGGCAUGAUGGGAACGCUGUCCAGUCUGAAAACAAGAAGCAAUUUGAGCUUGACAUUGACCGCAUAGCGAAGGAUGAAGACUUGCGCACCACACUGAUGAUCAAAAACAUUCCUAACAAGUACAAUUGUAAGCUGCUUUUGGCUGUGAUUGAUGAGAAUCACCGAGGAACCUAUGAUUUCUUCUAUCUUCCGAUUGAUUUUAAGAACAAAUGUAAUGUGGGCUAUGCUUUCAUCAAUAUGACUGAUCCGCAGCACAUAAUUCCAUUUUAUAAGACAUUUAAUGGCAAGAAAUGGGAAAAGUUCAACAGCGAGAAAGUGGCGUCACUUGCGUACGCCAGAAUCCAGGGGAGGAGUGCUUUGAUUGCUCAUUUCCAGAAUUCUAGCCUGAUGAAUGAAGAGAAAUGGUGCCGUCCUAUCCUUUUCCACAAAGAUGGUCCUAAUUUAGGGGAUCAGGAGCCUUUCCCUGUCGGGAACAAUGUCCAGUCUCGGUCUGGGAGAAACAGGCCGCUCACUAGUUCCGGCACUAAAGACGGAAGUCCAUCAACCUCACCAAACUAAGAAAACACAAGCAUCCGAGCCAACUCGAUUUGGCUCCGGACCGAGGACAGCUUGGAGCAAGCCUAACCAGUAUUUACUCACUAAAUGGAGGCUGAAGAACCUGUAAUAAAUUAUUCACAGUUUUGCUUUUUUUUUUUUCCUCAUCAGCAAUGUUGUAACUUGUGGAUGCAAUGAACUCUGCCCUGCAUGAGGCUGCUGAAGAUUCACCCUAAAUUAUGCGAGACCCUCAGUUUCAAACUUAUUAAUCGACGGCUACAAGUACGGAGAAGAGCAAGCAGGUGAAGAGUAGAGAGAGAGGUGCUGUGUUUUGGGUGAAAUGGAACUUGUACAGUUGAAUUCAUCAGGAUUGCUAAAUGCUAAUCGACUUGAAUUGUUCUCA